This is a messenger RNA of Tarenaya hassleriana, 1763 nucleotides long. RefSeq names its product pectinesterase-like. The record is from RefSeq and is a predicted model, not a curated record. NCBI's taxonomy places the organism in Eukaryota, Viridiplantae, Streptophyta, Magnoliopsida, Brassicales, Cleomaceae. The transcript has 3 exons. Gene Ontology annotation, biological process: cell wall modification. Gene Ontology annotation, molecular function: pectinesterase activity; pectinesterase inhibitor activity. The coding region runs from base 50 to 1693 and encodes 547 amino acids.
UAUAUAUAUCGUUUCCAGUCAUCUCUCAUAUACACCAACUUCUCAAAAAAUGCAUCUUCUCCGUCUUACUUCACUUCCCCUUGCACUUGCACUGUCCAUUGUCAUGAUCUUCUCCAUUUCAUCAUCUCCUCCACAUCCCUACAUCCACAAGACGCAGCGUUUUACCUCCCAAACCCCAUCCCGACUCGUCCGCACAGCGUGUGAACGCACGCGCUUCAAGGAUCUAUGCUUCUCCCCUCUUUCCUCUCUCCCGCCGGGUAAUUCCUCCUCCGUACCGGAACUCAUCGCCGCAACCGUCAACGAGACCAUCUCCGAGGUGAUGAUCUCGUCUUCGAACUGCUCCGGCCUCCAGCGCCGCCUCGGUCCUGACCUCAGCCCCCGUGACAGCCGUGCCCUCGAGGACUGCCUCGAGCUUCUCGGCGACACCGCCGGCGACCUCGACGAUGCCCUCGCCGACCUUCACUCUCCUUCGGCGGCGCGUGAGUUCUACGACCUACAGACGCUCCUCAGCGCCGCCAUGACGAACCAGUACACGUGCCUCGACGGUUUCGCCUUCAACGAGAGGAACAGGAAGUACAGGGUCCGAGAUAGCAUAAAGGACAGCCUCUUCAACAUCUCCCGCCACGUCAGCAACUCUUUGGCCAUGCUUCAGGAGAUUCCGGCGAAGCCAGGGGUGUUCCCAGAGUAUGGGAGGGUUGAGAACGGUGGUUUCCCGACAUGGGUUUCGAGGAGUGACCGGAGGUUGCUUCAGGCUCCGGCGAACGAUACCAAGUUGUUCGAUCUAGUCGUUGCUAAAGACGGUACCGGAAACUUCACCACCGUUAGCGCCGCCGUGGCCGCCGCCCCCAACUCAAGCACCACAAGAUUUGUGAUAUACAUAAAGGAGGGGGCGUAUUUUGAGAAUGUGGAAGUAGGGAGGAAGAAGACUAUGUUAAUGUUAGUGGGAGAUGGAAUUGGGAAGACAGUUGUAAAGGCUAACCGCAAUGUCGUCGAUGGCUGGACUACUUUUCGCUCCGCCACCGUCGCUGUGGUAGGAAAUGGAUUCAUAGCCAAAGGCAUAACGUUCGAGAACUUUGCCGGUCCGACCAAACACCAGGCGGUGGCUCUCCGCAGCGGCUCCGACCACUCCGCCUUUUACCUCUGUAGCUUUGUCGGCUACCAAGACACUCUCUACGUCCAUUCGUUCCGCCAAUUCUUCCGAGAGUGCGACAUUUACGGAACGGUCGAUUUCAUAUUCGGUAACGCAGCAGUCGUGUUCCAAAACUGCAAUCUCUACGCCCGAAAACCGAACCCUAACCAGAAAAACAUAUACACCGCCCAGGGCCGUGAGGACCCGAAAGUCGUUAGCGUGAGGGCCGCCGACUUGAUCCCGGCGAAAGCCGCCGUGAAGACGUACCUUGGACGGCCGUGGAAGGCUUAUUCUAGGACGGUGUUCAUAAAAUCGUAUAUCGAUGACGCGGUGGACCCGGCCGGGUGGUUGGAGUGGAAUGGCGAUUUUGCCCUCGACACUCUGUAUUACGGAGAGUACAUGAACCGGGGUCCCGGUUCGAACACGACGAACCGGGUGAAAUGGGCCGGUUAUCGGGUCAUCAAUAGCUCGACAGAGGCAAGCAAAUUCACCGUCGGUCCAUUCGUCCAGGGGGACGCGUGGCUUAAUUCCACCAAGAUCCCAUUCUCCCUUGGCUUGGGCUAAUGUUGUAAUAUGUAGAAUCAAUUGCCUUAAAAAUAUAUAUGGAAAUUGCUUUUGUUGCCUAAAAAACGAA